Messenger RNA from Baudoinia panamericana UAMH 10762, 1092 nucleotides. RefSeq lists its product as uncharacterized. The record is from RefSeq and is a predicted model, not a curated record. The transcript has 6 exons. NCBI's taxonomy places the organism in Eukaryota, Fungi, Ascomycota, Dothideomycetes, Mycosphaerellales, Teratosphaeriaceae. Gene Ontology annotation, molecular function: zinc ion binding; oxidoreductase activity. The coding region runs from base 1 to 1092 and encodes 363 amino acids.
AUGGGUGAACCAGCGGCGCCAGAGAUCCCGAAGCAAUGCAAAGCCGGUGUUGUGGUGAAUGAGGGACCGGACUUUAGGGUGGAGGUGCAGAUGGUAGAUGUACCGGAGCCUAAGGACGAUGAGGUGCUGUUGAAGCUCAACGCUACCGGCCUUUGCAUGAGCGAUGUCCACUUCAUGAUGAACGACUGGGCCGUGCCGCCCAUGUCGACCUUCAACACCAAGUGUGCCGGCCACGAAGGCGCUGGCGUUGUUGUCAAGCUGGGCAAGAACGUCACGGAUUGGAAGAUCGGUGACCGCGGUGGCGUGAAGCCGCUGUGGGAUGUCUGCCACAACUGCGAGGAAUGCUGGAAUGGUCGGGAGAACUACUGUCAGAAGGGUGUGUAUACUGGGCUCGUGGCGACGGGAACAUACCAGCAGUAUAUCACUAGUCCGGCCAAGUAUACCAGCCGCAUUCCCGACGGCGUCCCUGAUGAAGUGGCCGGACCAAUUAUGUGCUCUGCAAGCACCAUGCAUCGCGCGCUCAUAGAUUCGGGCUUGAAGCCUGGCAAUUGGGUGGUCUUUCCGGGAGGCGGCGGUGGUGUUGGUAUCCAGGGCGUGCAGUUGGCGAAAGCCAUGGGCAUGCGACCAAUCGUCAUCGAUAGCGGCGCAGCAAAGAAGGAUCUUUGCAUGAAGAUGGGCGCCGAGGAAUUUGUCGACUUCAAGGAGCACAAGGACGUUGCCGCACGCAUCAAGGAGGUCGCGGACGGCGUUGGUGCUCAUGGCGUGCUAGUGACAGCCUACCAAGCCUACAAAGACUCCAUCUCAUACAUCGGUGACCGCAUCGGCGGCCGCAUCAUGUGCAUAGCUCUCCCCCCAGCCGGUACGGUCAAUUUAGGCACGGAUCCGAACUUCUUCUCGUUCAAGAACCUGCACAUCAUUGGCACGUUGGUCGGCACGAUGCAAGAUACUGCGGCGGCGUUGGAUUAUGCGAGACGUGGAUUACUCAAGAAUAUCUGCGAAGUACGAGGCAUGAGCGCGUUUCCGGAGAGUGUGCAGCAGCUGAGGCGUGGUGAGAUUGCUGGUCGUGUGGUUAUUGACUUCAACAAGGAUUGA